Messenger RNA from Danaus plexippus (monarch butterfly), 2230 nucleotides. RefSeq lists its product as uncharacterized. Gene Ontology annotation, biological process: neuron-neuron synaptic transmission; neuromuscular synaptic transmission; clustering of voltage-gated calcium channels. The record is from RefSeq and is a predicted model, not a curated record. NCBI's taxonomy places the organism in Eukaryota, Metazoa, Arthropoda, Insecta, Lepidoptera, Nymphalidae. Gene Ontology annotation, cellular component: presynaptic membrane. The coding region runs from base 351 to 1481 and encodes 376 amino acids. The transcript is spliced from 4 exons.
UAUCAUAAACUUCGGCUUAAAUAUAAUUAUAUUUCCAUACAUUUUAAUAUACAUAAAUAUAGUCAAGCUUAUCUCGCUGUAAGAUACAUGGCUUCUCUCAUAUCGCUACAGCUAUAAAAUCGGUCUUAUCACUAGGAGCUAUAUAGACACUGCUUGAUGUACCUAAUCAUCAAUACCUUUCCCAUUCCAACGUUGUGAGGAAAGGCUGCGAAAGUAUAUUCCGAAUCAAGAGGACCCCGUCCCAACAAACAAUACGUCAUAGUUGUGAGUGCGGGACGCGAUAAUACAAUUAUAUAGAAGCAAUCUGUAGUCGUUCUGAACCCGUGGCAGGGGGCACUUGUAGCUCAGUCAUGCGUGGAAGCACUGCCGGGCUCGCUGAGACGAUCGCGGGUACGCGGCACUCCGCCCUCCUGGAGUUCGCGGACAUCGUGUUCGCUAGCGUGGUGGUCGCCCCAGCUGUCGUCUCCUACUGGAAGUCGACCUGGUCUCUCAUGGACCUGUACGUGCUCACAGACAACCCCGUCAGCAGUGCGGCCGUGUGCGCAGCGUUCGGUUUGUGCUGUAACCUGAUAUUCUGCGUGUGUCAGACGAAGUUAAGCCAGAUCCUGAAGCCUGAUAGGGGUCGGCUGAUGUACUAUGUCUUAUCGCGGUUGUGCACGUGUGUCGCGGGGGCGGCUUGCGUGGGCGGCUGGAGGGGUGUGUGGAAUCUUCUCAACGAGUGCACAGGAGACAGCGCAAAGACACUCAUGUCUACCACUGUGGCUGCCACGUUGUCUCUGGCGGCGUUGAGGACCUUGAGAAAUAUUUGCGCAGCUCCAUUUGCAGUGGCUGUAGAUUCCCCCGAAGACUAUUUCGAAGUCCCUACUAUGUUUAGAACGAGCAGUAAAGAGACCGCUCUAUACAUCUUGGACUGUGUGUUCUCCGUGGCGGUGGUGGGCUCGCUGGUAGUAUUCGUGUGGCGCGGCUCCUGGGCGCUCCUGGACAUCUUCCUCUACCCUGAAGACGCUGUCAAAUCCUGCUGGACCUCUCUGGUUGUGGGCUACGCUCUGGUUGUGUUGACCUUCGCCGCCCAGACUCCUAUGAGAUGGGCGGUCGCGAGGAGUCAAGGGGCUGUCAGACUACUGCUGGCUGACUUGUACCACCUGGUGUCCUUCAUAGCCACAGUCAACGUGUGGCGAGGAGUUUGGGGCUUAAUGGAUAUAUAUUUCUUCCCAGAAACGCCUAAACUGAGUAAUUGGUGUUCCCACAUCAUCAGCCUGGUUCUGCUCAUCCUCCUGAACUGCUCCAACUCGGUGCUGGUCCGAGGGGUAUACAUUGAUGCCGAGGAACCUGCCGGGGACUGCGUGGUCUUCCCGUGCCAUUACCUGAGAUUAUACCUUCACAAGGAGAGAAUCAAGAAGAGACAUAAGGACGUGACUCAAUCAGCCAAAGAAACAGAAGAAGCGAACGUCCCUCUACAGAUGCCAGAAGAAAAAGUAUAAAUAGUUAUCAAUCUUCACUUUUUCGUUUAAUUACAGCUCAGUCGAUCUAAUUUUGAUUAGAAAUAGAGCAUAGUUUUAUCUCAACCAAAAUUAAUUUUAAUAAACAGUUUCCAAGCUAAGUCAUAAAGGCUAUAUUUCUUAAUAUUUUUUAAUCUAUUUUUUAUUAAUCUCCAGCUUUAUAUCAACUAAUUGAAUUAUAAUAUAUUUAUGUUAAACAAUAUUAGUUAUAAUUUAUAAAGUAGGUAUGUUUGUUUUUUACAAUCGUGUUGUUUUUGACAUUUCUGUCUAGUUUUUUUUUUUUUUUUGUUAUAGCUCUGUAGCAGAAUAUAAAUCUAUUGGUGACUUGAGUUAUUAUGAAGGAGCUUUAUAAUUUAAAAUUUUACACGGAAUAAUUUAUUUAAUACAAAUAUUUUGUAAUAUAUAACUUAUCUGUUAUUUCUGUGAGUUUCUACGUCGUGUUACAAAGGUACUUCAAUGCACAAUUAAUGUAAAUAGUUUGUUACGUGUUGCUUAGUUUUGUAAAUGUAAUUACUUAAUUGUAAUAUUGUUUAAUUUACAAUACUUCAGCAAUGUUUUCAUCGAAACCUAAUUUUAAUAAUUUCACCGGAAACGUCACGUUAACUUUGCUAUUUAUUUUUUUUGACAUAUCAACCACGUUUUACGAUAUAAGUCUGUUUAUAAUGUACAAAGUCCUUAAUAUUAUCACAGUAUUAACAUGUAUCGAGUCACGAAAAAGUUCCACCAAACGU